Cynocephalus volans (Philippine flying lemur) is the source of this 1254-nucleotide messenger RNA. RefSeq lists its product as uncharacterized. The annotation marks the transcript as partial. The transcript is spliced from 2 exons. Gene Ontology annotation, biological process: virion assembly. NCBI's taxonomy places the organism in Eukaryota, Metazoa, Chordata, Mammalia, Dermoptera, Cynocephalidae. The record is from RefSeq and is a predicted model, not a curated record.
AUGGCCAUCCUGUUUCUGGCCUAUAAACAAGCCUGCCCCAUCUUGUUUGACAAGAUUACCUUGAUUGACAAUGAAGGAAAAUGGCAGACUUUCUGUUCGUCUGAGUGGCCCACAUUCGGCGUAGGUUGGCCGCCAGAGGGAACCUUUGAUCUUACUGUCAUUUUUGCAGUUAAAAAGAUUGUUUUUCAGGAGACCGGAGGACACCCGGACCAGGUUGCCUAUGUCGUGGUAUGGCAAGACCUCGCCCAGAAUCCCCCUCCCUGGGUGCCACCCUCCAGCAAAGUCGCUGUUGUUUCGGGAUCAGAAAAUACUCAAAGGCCACCUACAAGGAAGCCUUCCGCCCCUCCCCAACCCCCCGUCCUCCCGACACCAGACGACUCGCUCCUUCUCUCUGAGCCCCCGCCCUACCCGGCGGCCCUGCCGCCUCCUCUGGCCCCUCAGGCGAUCGGACCGGUGCCGGGCCAGGCGCCCGAUAGUUCCGAUCCUGAGGGACCAGCCGCUAGGACCAGGAGUCGCCGUGCCCGCAGUCCGGCAGACGACUCAGGUCCUGACUCCACUGUGAUUUUACCCCUCCGAGCCAUAGGACCCCCAGCCGAGCCCAACGGCCUAGUUCCUCUACAAUAUUGGCCUUUUUCCUCAGCAGAUCUUUAUAAUUGGAAAUCUAACCAUCCUUCUUUUUCUGAAAAACCAGCAGGACUCACGGGACUUCUUGAGUCCCUUAUGUUCUCUCACCAGCCCACUUGGGACGAUUGCCAACAGCUACUCCAGAUCCUCUUCACCACUGAAGAGCGAGAAAGGAUUCUUCUGGAGGCCCGCAAGAACGUUCUCGGGGACAACGGGGCCCCUACACAACUCGAGAACCUCAUUAAUGAGGCCUUCCCCCUCAAUCGACCUCAAUGGGAUUACAACACAGCCGAAGGUAGGGAGCGUCUUCUGGUCUACCGCCGGACUCUAGUGGCAGGUCUCAAAGGGGCAGCCCGGCGCCCCACCAAUUUGGCUAAGGUAAGAGAGGUCUUGCAGGGACCGGUAGAACCCCCCUCGGUUUUCUUGGAACGCCUGAUGGAGGCAUAUAGGAGAUACACUCCGUUUGACCCCUCUUCUGAGGGACAGCAGGCGGCAGUUGCCAUGGCCUUUAUCGGCCAGUCAGCCCCAGAUAUCAAGAAAAAGUUACAAAGACUAGAGGGGCUCCAAGACUUUUCCUUACAAGACUUAGUAAAGGAGGCAGAAAAGGUGUACCACAAGAGAGAAACAGAA